Folsomia candida is the source of this 544-nucleotide messenger RNA. RefSeq names its product 7,8-dihydro-8-oxoguanine triphosphatase-like. Lineage: Eukaryota; Metazoa; Arthropoda; Collembola; Entomobryomorpha; Isotomidae. The transcript is spliced from 2 exons. The record is from RefSeq and is a predicted model, not a curated record. Gene Ontology annotation, biological process: DNA protection. Gene Ontology annotation, molecular function: 8-oxo-7,8-dihydroguanosine triphosphate pyrophosphatase activity. The coding region runs from base 24 to 503 and encodes 159 amino acids.
UCAACUUAAUUACUUGAUUUAAAAUGUCCAAAACAAUUAAACAUUUAACUCUAACUUUCAUCAUAAAUGAAGAUAAAGAAGAGAUUCUUCUCGGUUUCAAAAAACGAGGACUAGGUCAAGGACUUUGGGAUGGAUUUGGUGGAAAAGUUGAACAAUCAGAAGAAAUUGUAGAUGCUGCAAAACGUGAAGUUAAAGAAGAAUGUGGACUUGACGUAGAACUUGGCAAGCAUUUUGCCACCAUUGAUUAUUCCUUUACAAAGAAUCCUCUCGAAAUUCAGAGAUCUUUCGUUUAUCGUACGACGAUAGCAAAAUCUUCCGGAGAAAUUCAAGAGACCGAGGAAAUGAAGCCACAAUGGUGGUCAAUGUCUCAACUUCCCUACGACAGGAUGUGGGCGGACAGCGAACAAUGGUAUUCACUCAUGUUUAAAGGCACACCCUUCACGGCAGAAUAUCUAUUUGAUGAUGACAAUCACGUCAUUAAGGGCAAUCUUGUGUUGAUUUAGUUAGGCUUAAUAAAUUGCAAAUCUUUAAAUCAUCAACUUGU